CACGUCAUGUCGUGUCAUAACUUACAUCCAUUCAUUCAUCAGCUGCUUUUUUUGUUGUUGUUGUUGUAGAUUGUUUUUAGAAAUUUGAAACUGAGUUUGUGUUUGUUUUAAUUGAUUGAAAUGUUAUUCAACAAAUAUUCUUUAAUCAUAGCAUGCUUAUAUGUGCAAUGUGAGCCGUAAGAAUCAUAAAAAUAGACAUGCGUCUUUUAUAUAUACUAGUAUUUAUUAGGUGUAUAGCUGUGAGUCAACAACAGGAAAAUUCGGGAUUUUGCGAAGCCUCAAGAGAAUGUAGUAAUCAAAGCAACAAUGUAAUGAAUCGAAGACUAUUAUUUUACGACGUGAACCCUCUGGAAGGCUUCAAUUUACGCCGAGAUGUGUAUAUGAGGUUCGCUAUCCUGUUACACGAGGCACAAAAACACGGCAAAAGAAAGAACUGGUUUUUAGUUCUGCCGCCUUUUCAAAACCUCAUCCACUGGCGAUCCAGCAUAGCCGACAACGACCCAUUGCCGUGGUCCACGUUUUUUGAUGUUUCAUGUUUAAAAACUUUUGCACCAGUUUUAGAUUUACAUGAAGUUUUUAUCCAAGAACCUAAAAUUGAUAUUGAUGUAUUAUAUAUGUUUCAAGGAUUCGAUGAUCCAUUUGAAAAUGGCAUCUUUGAGGACAAAUGGCAGAUAGUUAAUAAUUGUAAAUAUGACGGCAAUCUAUGGGGCUUUAAAAAUAUUACAGUGAAAGAAGUUGUAUGUGUCAAAUUUCAAGGACUCAUUGGGAAGUUGUGGGAGGUGCUAUCAUUGCACCCGAGUGCAAAAAAAGUUAUGGUGACUCACGGGGAGAUUCCUCUGCAUAGUAAUUAUGGAUCUAAAACAUAUUGGGAUUGCCGUAAAAGCAUGAACUUUAACAAAGAACUUGUGGAAAUAGCACAGAAAUAUAUUUCUAAGAAUUUUGACUGUGAAACAGUAAAAUGUAACAACUAUGUUAGUGUGCAUUGGCGAAGACAAGAUUUUGCUCAGAGCAGAAGCCGAGAUGUACCCUCAUUAGAGGGCACUGUGAAGCAGCUUGAUAAAAUAAUUAAAAAAGAGCUGAAAAAUAUCACAAAUAUAUUUAUUGCGACCGAUGCAUUUACAUAUGAAAUAGAUGGUCUGGAAUCCAAACUCAAUGUUUUAGGUUAUGAAGUAUAUCUUUAUACACCAACAGAAUUGGAAUUGGCCAACUUCAAAGAUGGAGGAGUGGCUAUAAUUGAGCAAAUCAUUUGUUCUCAUGCUGCUUAUUUCAUUGGUACUCAUGAAAGCACUUUUACAUUUAGGAUUCAGGAAGAACGAGAGAUUAUGGGUUUUGAAACCAAUACCACCUUUAACAGGCUUUGUCCGGACUCCGGGUUUUGUGAGAAACCUUCAAAAUGGACUGUAGUCAAUUAAAUUAUGAAGAUUAACAAUUCUAUAAGCAGCCGAUACAUUCGCUUUUAUGAGUAUUGUAAAAAUCAAUAAUUCAUUUAAUCAUUUAAAGCAACCCUAGGCUCGUGACAUUCAUGGCUGAAGGAAAUGCAAGGCAAAAGCCUUGAGCUGAAAAAGUUAAAUCAAUUGUUGAACGAAAUGAAAAAGCCUUGAGAUGAAAAAGGGGAUUUAAUCAAUUAUUUUUUGUAUACUGUGACCACUAGAUCAAUCAUGUUAACUAUUGUUUAAUUUGUAUGAUUUAAUUUAAUUCAAAAUGCAUAAUAAUUUUAUUGAUAAGGCUAUGAAAAGUUUAAUUAUAGACAGAUCUGAUAAUAUCACAGGCAUCAUCCAUAAUAUGGGUGUUGCUCAAUGACUAGGAAAUAAAUAUCCAACUGCUGGGCAAAACCCUCUGCUAACCCCUUCCACAAGUGUAUUCAUAUAUUUUUAUGUGAUAUAAAAAUCUGUAACCGAAUCUCAUGUAAAAAAGGAUGCAGAGUCUAAAUGGGACACUUUAAGCAGGGUUGACCAAAAAUAAAUAUUGUAGCAUUUCACGUUACUUUUACUCCAUAAUGAAAGCAUUUUAUCUGUAUUGUACUUUUGAAAUUCCUUAAAAAUCUACUCUGUUAUUUAUUAAAAAAAUUAAAAAGCAUAUUUUAAACUUUACACUAUUUGGCAUUAAAAGAAAGAGACAAACAUACUUUAGCUUAAAGUAUGAUUUAACUUUUUUAUGAAUAACAGGGCAAGUGUAUUAAAUAGUUUUAAGUAAUAUACUGUAGUUUAUUAAUUUACCAAAGAUUUUAAUAAAUUUUAUUUGACAUAAAUUA
Plodia interpunctella (Indianmeal moth) is the source of this 2251-nucleotide messenger RNA. It is a transcript of the gene pofut2, whose product is annotated as O-fucosyltransferase 2. Gene Ontology annotation, molecular function: peptide-O-fucosyltransferase activity. Gene Ontology annotation, biological process: protein O-linked glycosylation via fucose. Bases 198 to 1412 code for a protein of 404 amino acids. The record is from RefSeq and is a predicted model, not a curated record. NCBI's taxonomy places the organism in Eukaryota, Metazoa, Arthropoda, Insecta, Lepidoptera, Pyralidae. The transcript has a single exon.